CCGCAACGGUCACACUGGCCACUAACUGACUACAUCCCAAUCCGAAUCUGAAUCCGAAUUCAAAUCGAAAUCCGUAACAGCAACCGCAUCUAGGAGCUACGAAUUCCGUGGAGAGCCAGCGGCCAUUCCGGACAAGACAUGUCGCCCAAGUACACGCACGCCAUCGUGGCCAGAAUCUCGGAUGCCCUGCUGGAGAACGGGAAGUUCGACGUCCAACUGGCGAAGCAGCAGCAUGAGGAGUACUGCACCCUGCUGCGCUCCAUCGGGCUGGACGUGAUCGAGCUGCCGCCGGACGAUGAGCUGCCCGAGGGCGUGUUUGUGGAGAACAGCGCUGUGAUCUGCAAUGGAGUGGCCCUGAUUGGACGAUCGGAGAACCCGAAGCGACGCCGCGAGGCCGAAAGCAUGGCCAUUAUCCUGAAAAAGGAGCUAGACAUUCCAAUAAUAGAGAUCGAGGACCAGCAUGCCCAGCUCGACGGCGGAGAUGUGCUCUUCACGGGUCGGGAAUUUUUCGUGGGAAUCUCGGGCUUCACCAACGAGGAGGGUGCCCGUGCUGUGGCCAUGGCCUAUCCGGAAUACCCAGUGACGCCCAUACGCGUGAAUGGCAAUCGCCGGCUGAAGUACUAUGUGACCAUGGCGGGACCGGAUGUCCUGUGCGUGAGCAGCAGCCCCACCUGCCAGGAGAUUGUGAAGCGCAUGGAGCGGGAGGCGAGCUUCACCUACCAGAAGCUGACCCUGCCGGAGGAGAGUGCCGCCAAUGUGUUGUACAUCAAUGGAACCAUUGUCUACCGAUCCCCGUCAGAGAUACCCGACGCCUACAAGACUUUGAAAGAAAAAAUCGACAUUCCAUCGAGAAACAUAAACAUAAGCGAGUUUAGUCAGUACUCCAGUGGCCUGACGUCGUGUUGCCUGCUGCUCCGGCGCUGGAAGUCCAUAAGGAGUAUCUGAAUCUGAAUCCCUGGGAGCUGUCCCAACCAGUAGCAUUGCCAUGAGAAUCACACAACGCACACCAGCAAUAUUUAUAAAGAAAUCCUAUCGUAUUAUCCAUGUAUUCGUAGUCUAAUUGCAAUUCUUGUUAUCGAAUCGAAUCUACGCUCCUCCGACUGGAGAGUUGGAGCGAGUCCUGGCAUUCCAAACCAGUCCCAUUAUACCGUUUAAGGAUAUCGGACAAUAUCAUUAUUACUAUUAUUAUUA
Molecule: messenger RNA, 1191 nt
Organism: Drosophila bipectinata
Lineage: Eukaryota; Metazoa; Arthropoda; Insecta; Diptera; Drosophilidae
Product: N(G),N(G)-dimethylarginine dimethylaminohydrolase 1
Biological process (GO): arginine metabolic process; positive regulation of nitric oxide biosynthetic process
Molecular function (GO): amino acid binding; dimethylargininase activity
Source: RefSeq, a predicted model, not a curated record